Messenger RNA from Lactuca sativa (garden lettuce), 1463 nucleotides. RefSeq names its product protein IQ-domain 26. The record is from RefSeq and is a predicted model, not a curated record. Gene Ontology annotation, molecular function: protein binding. Lineage: Eukaryota; Viridiplantae; Streptophyta; Magnoliopsida; Asterales; Asteraceae.
CCCCAUCACUUUUCUGAAUCACUUAACAUGUAAAAGAUUAUAAAUUCGCUUCCAAAUGUUCCUUCGUUACAAACAACAACUUGGCUUUUUCUAAAAUUUAAACACCUCUUCUUUCCCUCUCCCUCUCUCUAGAUUUCGAGAAAGAAAAAAACAAAGUGAAAAUGGGAAAAGCUUCAAGGUGGUUCAAAGCGUUAUUGGGUAUGAAGAAAGACAAAGAAAACAUCGAUAACAGAAAAGAGAAGAAACGAUGGAGCUUCGGAAAACCCAUGAAGGAGUCUCCAUCUCCGGCGACGGUGGCGGUACCGGUGGCGACUAAUGGUAAUCCACCAGUAAACGAUUCAGCUUGGAUGCUAUCUUACAAGGAACAGAACAAACAUGCAAUUGCCGUUGCUGCAGCCACCGCAGCGGCAGCAGACGCCGCUGUUGCCGCCGCGCAGGCUGCCGUCGCUGUCGUGAGACUCACCAGCCACGGCAGAGGAACUCUCUUUAGCGAUGGCAGAGAAAGAUGGGCUGCAGUCAAGAUUCAAACAGUAUUCAGAGCUCAUUUGGCAAGAAAGGCAUUAAGAGCUUUGAAAGGACUGGUGAAACUACAGGCUGUUGUUAGGGGAUUUCUUGUAAGGAAAAGAGCAGCCGCAACACUAUAUAGUAUGCAAGCUCUUCUUAGAGCUCAGGCGGCUGUUAGAUCCCAAAGGGCUCGUCGGUCGUUCAGAGAUCACCGGAGUCAACCAGAAAUCCGGCACCGGAAAUCCACUGAGAGGUUUGAUCAUGAUACACGAAGUGAAUUCCAUAGCAAAAGACUUUCAACCUCGUACGAAUCCACAACAACUUCAUAUGAAGAAAGCCCAAAAAUCGUUGAAAUCGACACGUACAGACCCCAUACAAGAUCCCGACGAAUCCACACAUGCACAACGGAUUCAAGCGAAGAAUCACAUCACUAUCACAACAUGGCAUCUCCGAUUCCGACCAGAAUCCAAGAUUCCGAGUGGGGGUUCAUGGGUGAUGAAUACAAGUGCUCGAAAACCACUCAAAGCACACCCCGUUUUGCUAGGUCAAACGGUCAAACCACGCCUGCAAAAAGCGUAUGUGGGGAUAGUUUCUUUAGGGCUUAUUCAAACCAUCCAAGUUACAUGGCGAACACACAAUCGUUCAAGGCGAAACAAAGAUCACAGAGUGCUCCUAAGCAAAGACCAGAGAAUGGGGUCAAGAAGAGGUUAUCGCUUAUUGAAAUAAUGGCAUCGAGAAGUAGUUUAAGUGGUGUGAGGAUGCAAAGGUUUUGUUCUAAAGCUCAAGAAACUAUAAAGGAAUUAUGAAGGGGUUUUGGUGUUUGGUAGUUUUGUAACUUAUAAGUAGGUUUGAUGAAGAAUUAGGGAUGUGUGUAGUAAUUUAACAAGAAGGGUUUGUUUUUCAUCGUUUGUUUGGAUGAACGAGCCCUUUAAUUAAUCUAAUUUACCAUCUUUAUGCAA